AUGUCUCGUCUGGAAGCAUUACGCUCUGAUGACCUCUCUGCGGUGCCUUUCAGAUGCCAUCAAAAUGACACAGAGAGGACCAAGGAUAGUGCCUUAACCACAUCUCUGCAGAGACCCUGUGUGAACAGCUGUGCACAUGCCAAGUUUACUUCACAAGAGCUACAGAAGCCAGGGCUCUCCCUCGGCACCCCAGCAACCACCUCUGCGGCUCUGGGCACUGGAAAGUUGAGCUUCAGCUUGAAGCCCCCCAGAGCAGCUGCUGGUACCUCCUCAGCAACUUCCACCACCGCCGCCAGCCACCAGCAGCACCACCAACACCGGCUUUGCCUUGAAUCUGAAGCCUCUGGCGCCCAUCAGCAUCGCCAGCAGCACAGCUGCCACAGGGAGCACCCCGGCUGCCCCCGGGGAGGUGGCAGGGCGGCCGGCAGCAGCCCCAUCAUGACCUACGCCCAGCUGGAGAGCCUCAUCAGCAAGUGGAGCCUGGAGCUGGAGGACCAGGAGCGGCACUUUCUGCAGCAGGCCACCCAGGUCAACGCCUGGGACCGCACCCUGAUUGAGAACAGCGAGCGCAUCGCUAGCCUGCACCGCAUCUUCUAG
Ochotona princeps (American pika) is the source of this 597-nucleotide messenger RNA. RefSeq names its product nuclear pore glycoprotein p62-like. The record is from RefSeq and is a predicted model, not a curated record. The transcript has 2 exons. NCBI's taxonomy places the organism in Eukaryota, Metazoa, Chordata, Mammalia, Lagomorpha, Ochotonidae. Gene Ontology annotation, cellular component: nuclear pore; nuclear pore central transport channel. Gene Ontology annotation, molecular function: structural constituent of nuclear pore; phospholipid binding. Bases 1 to 597 code for a protein of 198 amino acids. Gene Ontology annotation, biological process: RNA export from nucleus; protein import into nucleus.